Molecule: messenger RNA, 2458 nt
Organism: Xenopus tropicalis (tropical clawed frog)
Lineage: Eukaryota; Metazoa; Chordata; Amphibia; Anura; Pipidae
Exons: 9
Coding region: 217-2139 (640 amino acids)
Source: RefSeq, a predicted model, not a curated record
UCAUUCUGUUUUCAUGUGUAGAUUUUUAGGAAACCCCAUAAAAUUGGGAUUUUCUCCAGAUCGGCAGAAAGUGAUUACGAUUGGUUACAGAGGUCCCUCUAUUCAGAGUUUAGGGACUUGGUGACAGAAGUCAGACACUAUUACAUCUCUAACUACGGACGGCGGCAGUUCCAGGACAAUGUCUCUCAGUGCACAUUCGGGAUCCUGUAUCACACUAUGAGGAGAGGGAGGCUGAAUAUCACUGAUGUGACUGACGGUCUGUAUGAUGAGGAGUUGAAAUAUAUGGCUGGUGUUCUAGGGAAGGAGAAUGUGAUUGUGGUUGCUGAUGUCCUGGGGGACAGUAGCCCAGCAGAGAGAGGCAGAAUCCUGGAGCAACAGCGCAGUAUUGGGGAAUACGCCUGCGACCUGGUGCUACUCACACAAGCAGAUAAGGGAGGCCAAGGCCGGCUGAGGGAGAAGCUGGAGGGCGUUAGAUCUGCUUUAUACAUCACAGGUCUUUAUGUGCAUUUUUCUGAGAGUGAGGAUGAAGAUGAUCAAAUCAACAGAAUGCAAAAGGAAAUUACAUGUCUUCUUAAACAACUUCCAGAAACUGUUGAAAAAAAACUGAAAGGACUCAUGGAGGGACUGGAUUGUACUACUUCUGACCCACUAAAAAAUUACUUUAGGCAGGCCAAAGGCAGAACUGUCAACUUAAUUAAAUUCUUGAAUGGUUCCUAUUUAAAACAAAAUGAUCUUUGGGAAAUGAAAUUAGAAAACAAAAAAGAUGGCCUAAAAAAGUUUAUCAGGAAGCGCCAUAAAAUUGGAAUUUUCUCCAGAUCGGCAGAAAGUGAUUACGAUUGGUUACAAAGGUCCCUCAAAACAGAAUUCAGUGAUUUGGUGGCAAAAGUUACACCCUGUUACAUCUCUAACAACGGGCGGCGGCAGUUCUGGGAAGAUGUCUCUCAGUGCACAUUCGGGAUCCUGUAUCACACUAUGAGGAGAGGGAGGCUGAAUAUCACCGAUGUGACUGACUCUCUCUAUGAUGAAGAACUGCGAUAUAUGGCUAAUGUGCUAGGGAGGAAGAAUGUGAUUGUGGUUGCUGAUGACCUGGAGGACAGUGGGGAGGCACAGAAAGACAGAAUCCUAGUACAACAGCGCAGUAUUGGGGAAUACGCCUGCGAUCUGGUGCUACUCACACAAGCAGAUAAGGGAGACAAUGUCCGACUGGAGGGAAAGCUGGAGAGCAUUCGAUCUGCUCUACAAGUCACAAGUCUUUAUGUGCAGUCAACUGAGAGAGAGGAUGAAGAUAACCAGAGAACUGCAAAUUUAGCAUCUAAAGUGUCAUUUGCUAUAACAUGUCUCAAACAGGCAAGAUCCAUUGGCACUGAAACUUUAAAAGACCUUAGCACUGGAGUUGGCCAAAUAGUUCAGAAAACUGGCGCAAAUGUGAAUAACAGAGAACUGGCUCCCUGUACAACUGAUGAUACAACACCCUGCCCAACUGGCCCACCACAACAACAAAGAAGAUAUGAGAAAGCUGCUGGGAGUGGGACACAGGGUCAGAGGCGACUUAGUGUACAACAGCAAAAAUCUCACAAGCAAGAUGGCAACGAGAAAAAAAGUUCCUGGAAAGAAAGACUAUGGAACAGUUUGGGGGGCUUGGGAAGUGAAAUUGUGCAACAAACUAAGGAAAAGCACACGGUCGGGAUAUUCUCCAGAUCAGCAGAAGAUGAUUACCGGUGGCUGUGCAGGUUCAUUAAAUCAGAGUUUAGCGGCCAUGUUGAGGAGGUCAGACCCUGUCACAUCUCUAACAGUGGGAGGAGUCAGUUCUGGGAGGAGGUGUCUCGCUGCUCGGUCGGGAUCCUGUAUCACACCAAGAACAGAGGGAGGAUUAAUGUCACUGAUGUGCCGGGCUCUCUGUAUGAUGAGGAGCUGCAGUAUUUAGCCAAUCAGCUGGGGAAGGACCGAGUCCUGGUGGUGGUGGAUGACCUGGAAGACAGUGGCCCUGAGGAGAAGCAAGGGAUUCUGGGGAGCCAAGGAAGCAUUGGGAAAUGGGCCAGUGACCUCAUUCUCAUCAGCACCAAUGAGAAGAAACAUAUUAACUCCACAAACUCAAUGUUUAAACUGCGCAAUAAGUUUAAUAGAAUCACACAGAUUUAAUUUGUUGCAACUUAUUCCUCCCAGUGUUCUAAAAGCAGGACAUUUAAGGCCACACCCCCACUCUAUUGAAUCCAUAGCCAGUUUGUAAAAUGGCCUCCCCAUUCAUCCCCCACACCUCACUCACUUUUCACCUACAUAUAUGUCCUGGGCAAAUAAAAAUAAUGGCUGUGAAAUAUAAUGUAUCUGUAUGUGUUUUAACUAUGGAAAUGCCAUGAUUAGAUUUAUGUUUUUCAUAGAAACAGAUUUGCACCUUUACUCUGAAUAUUAAGUAAAAGCAGUGGGAACGUACUCCCUGGGCCUGACCCACCAACUGUGUUGG